Molecule: messenger RNA, 801 nt
Organism: Anopheles maculipalpis
Lineage: Eukaryota; Metazoa; Arthropoda; Insecta; Diptera; Culicidae
Exons: 2
Coding region: 1-801 (266 amino acids)
Cellular component (GO): extracellular region
Molecular function (GO): chitin binding
Source: RefSeq, a predicted model, not a curated record
AUGGGCAAAAGCUGCCUGGUAAAUGCAGCCUCUGGAAGCCAAGUGAUAUCAGUCACACAGUUUCAAACCUCGACCUGUGCCGAUCGACAGGCGCCCGGCAUUUUUUGCUCCGACUGCAACACGGUUGCAGUGUGCGUGAAAAUUGGUACGGUUUGGGAAACGUUCUGGGUCGAAGCGUGCAGUGCUUCAGAGGGACUGUACUGUAACGAGUUUGAGGGAGGCUGCUCUACCAGCGUCGGAUCAUGCAAUCCGGGUGGAGAGGCAAACUUUGAGUGCAACACACCGGGCAUAUUUCCGGACCCGUUCAACUGUCGCCUGUAUCACAUGUGCUUCCAAAACGGCAACAACCCGGUUGCGAUCAAUAUGGAUUGUGGUGGAGCAGCAUUCUCGCCGGCGAGCGGAGACUGUUCACUACCCCUGAACGAUACCAUCUGCCUAUCGCCUCAAUAUAACUGCACCGUGUUAGGACAGAUGGGCGCAUGGCCUGGAAAUAAUAACAUCUAUUACAUCUGUGCUGCGGAAACGACGACCAACGGUGAUCGAAUACUGCGUCCACGUUUGUACCGAUGUCCGGCGAAUCAAAUGUUCCAGGAGGGGCAGUGUGUGCAGCGUGACUGGUCCAAUAUGCCGCCCGGUACGAUUGUGCCGUACGAAUGCGUACGACCGGGAUUGUUUGCUGAUCCGGCACACUGUCGGUACUAUUACAGCUGUAGUGCAGAGCUGGUCGCAACGCAUUUGCAGUGUCCGGAUGGUACUUUUUUUAACGCCAAUACACUGUCUUGCGUACUAGGUAGUUGCUAG